AUGAUUCCCUUGGAAUCGCUGUUCAUCUGGGCCCGGUACUUUGUCCUGCUCCUGGUGCCAUCUUUCAUUCUUCUUUCGGCCUACCGAAGCUUCCUUCACCCGUUGAGGAAAUAUCCGGGGCCAUGGCUCGCCAAGAUCACCGACGGAUACGGUGGCUAUAAUGCCAUCCGGAUGCGAUUCCACCUCGCCGUCAUGAGGGACCAUGAGAGAUAUGGGCCUGUCUUUCGCCAGGCUCCGAACAGGCUCGUGUUCAACACCGCUACCGCUCUCCAAGAUAUUUACAACAGCGAACGAAUCGGCAAAUCUUGGGUCUAUACCACUCUAAGAAUGGCCAAGACCUCCCCAAACAUCUUCAACGUUCUCGACAAGCAGCUCCACCGCACCAAGCGCAAGGUCAUCGGCCAGGCAGUGACCGAGCGGGCCAUGCGCCUCUUCGAGUCCACCCUGCAGCAGCAGGUCGAUAUCUUCAUCGAGCAGCUGCGGUUCAGCGGGAAGGACCCCGUGGAUAUCACCCCGCGCUGCAGACAGGUCGGCCUCGACACCAUCGGCCUCCUGGCCUUCGGGUAUGAAUUCAACACCCAGCGGGACCCGGAGCACCGCUUCAUGCUUGACGGCCUGUUCGCCGGCAACUACAAGAGCAACUGCUUCUUCCAGUUCCCGCUGCUGCAAGACCUCGGCCUCGAGGCGCUGCUCGCGAGCGUCAGUGGCCGCAGCCGGGCGCGGUUCUGGGCGAUCAUGGACAAGAUAACUACAGGUCGUCUCAGCAUGGGGAAGAAUGCCCGCCAUGACCUUGUCUCAUUCGUGGCCGACGGGACGCAAGGCGCGGCCAUGGACGAUGCCCAGCUGCGCGAGCUGCUCUUCUCCGAGGGCUUGUUCUUCGUUGCUGCGGGAGGCGACACCACUGCUGCCGCGCUUGGCGGUCUCUUCUUCUACCUCAGCCGGGAUGUCAACGCCGAGGCGUACAGGAAGCUCGCGGAUGAGAUACGCUCCACGUUCUCCAGCGCCGAGGAAAUUCACAGCGGGCCGAAACUGUCUAGCUGCCACUACCUGCGCGCGUGUAUCGAUGAGGCCAUGCGCAUGUCACCCCCGGUCCCCGGCGUCGCCUGGCGCCAGCAGGCCCCCGAAGACCCUCAGAAAGGCCAGCCCCUGAUAAUCGACGGGCACGUCGUUCCACCGGGGACACAGAUAGGCGUGAGCGCAUACGCGCUGCACCACAACGAGAACUACUUCCCCUCGCCCUUCUCCUUCAAGCCGGAGCGCUGGCUCGACGCAGCGCAGGCCGCGAGCAUGCGGCCCGCAUUCAUGCCGUUUUCUGUGGGCUCGCGGUCGUGCGCCGGAAAGGCGAUGGCGUACCUCGAGGCGAGCCUGGUUGUCGCCAAAACGCUGUGGCACUUUGACUUUGAGGUUGCGCCGGGGGAGCUGGGCCGUGUUGGUGGUGGCGCGCCUGGCAAGGGGUUGGGCAGGGAGAGGGCGGAUGAGUAUCAGCUUUAUGAUAUCUUUGCGGCGUCGCAUAGUGGUCCGUACCUUAUUUUGAACGAGCGGGACCAGUAG
Diaporthe citri is the source of this 1551-nucleotide messenger RNA. RefSeq lists its product as uncharacterized. Gene Ontology annotation, molecular function: oxidoreductase activity, acting on paired donors, with incorporation or reduction of molecular oxygen; monooxygenase activity; iron ion binding. The record is from RefSeq and is a predicted model, not a curated record. Lineage: Eukaryota; Fungi; Ascomycota; Sordariomycetes; Diaporthales; Diaporthaceae. Bases 1 to 1551 code for a protein of 516 amino acids. The transcript is spliced from 5 exons.